AUGUCGCCGCCGAGUAGCGCCACAGCCGCCGCCGGCGGCGGCGGCGGCGGCAGUGGAAGGAGGUGUGAGCUGCGUAAGGAUGCCGUCUUUGGGCGGUGGGUAAUAUUCUCGCCAGCGCGAGCACGACGGCCCUCCGAUUUCAAGUCAUCGGCCCCCGUCACCACCACGAGUCCCAACACUAGGAACGCGUCCAACGGGGGGGGGUCUACCGCUCAUCCUCCGCCUUCCUGCCCGUUCUGUAUCGGCCGGGAGCACGACUGCGCUCCGGAGAUAUUCCGGUUCCCAGCGGGCGCCUCUGAGUGGAGAUUGCGCGUCAUCGAGAACCUUUACCCCGCUCUGCGCAGGGAGGAGGAGCCCCCCGCGUCGGAUCCCGAAGAUGAGGGGAGAGGUGGAGGGGAGAAGAGGUUUAUACAAGGUUAUGGUUUCCAUGAUGUGGUCAUCGAGACGCCGUACCAUGAUGUUCACCUGUCGGACCUCUCCUCUACGGAGACCGCUGAAAUUCUGCUCGCUUACAAGGAGAGGUUCCUGCAGCUCGCCGCCCUCGGUAAUAUCAAAUACAUCCAGGUUGGUCAGCUGAUCAACCAUAUUCAAAUAACUGUAUGCUGAAUCUUUUGCGUUCAAAUAACCUCGGAUUUAUCGGGGUCAGAUUCAGAGAUGUUGCACUCCGGUCCUCAUGUCCAGCUUCUUUAUUUCCCUUUCAUUAGAGGACGAGUUUUAAUCUUGUUGAGGUCCAAAAUCUAAUUCUGGUCUUAAACUUCUCUUUUGUCUGGGCACACAUUUAAAUCUAUUCAGAAUGUUCGUAUUCCCUACAUUCAAACAAAUCUGGAUGCAAAAUGCCAUGUUCUCCCCAUAUUCAGAUAAAUAUGGGGUUAUUUUCCAUUUUAUUCCCACUUCAACUUUCCUAACAUCUGAGAACGAAUUUUUAUCUAUACAGAAAUGUCAGUUCUCUCCAUAUCCAAAUAAAUCUAGAGUUAUGGAAUUUCAAUUUUCUUAUCUCAUUUUAACUUUGCUUUUGUCUGAUGACGAGUACAAGCCUAUGCAGGAUGUAAGUAUUUUUCCACAUUCAGCUGAAUCGGGUUUCAGAAAUCAGUGCAAAGUGCCUGUGGAACCCCACCUUCAAAUAAUCCUGGAUUUACUGAACUCUUACUAUUUCAAGCCUCAUACAUUUCUGUUUCAUCUGUGGAGGAUUCAGAACCCUUUUAGAGUUUCAUUCCUCCCCAGAUUCAAAUUAAUCCGAGUUCUGAAAACUACAGGACGUCAGUGUUUCCUCACCACCCACAAUAAGUUAAGCCUAGAACUACUUGGCCUUGAUAUCUAUGCAACAUGACCACAUCCCCCUUUGACCAAGUGGCUUCUAUUCUCUUCAUUGAACUAAAACUCCCUGCCAUGUCAUCUUGGGAAGAAUUUAAAAUCUGUUGCUUGUUGUUUAUGAAGUUAAUGUUAUCUUUUUUUAUCUGAGUUUUUUAUGUUAUACAGGUGUUUAAGAAUCAUGGUGCAUCUGCGGGAGCGUCAAUGAGCCAUUCGCACAGUCAGAUCAUUGGCCUUCCUGUUGUUCCUCCCACAGUCUCCUCCAGGCUUAGGAGCAUGAUGGAGUCUUAUGGUGGGACAGGAAAAUGUGGCCUCUGUGAGGCAUGGUCUGAGGAUAUUAUCAUUCAUCAGUCACAGUAUUUUUCUUCUAUUGCUCCGGUGGCAGCUUCAUAUCCUUUUGAGAUCUGGGUAGUUCCUCGGGAUCACUUGUCUCACUUCCAUGAGAUAGAUAGAGAAAAGGUAAUUGGAGUCGAUUGCUUUCACUUGUUUUCACUUGAUUAUAUAAUCAACUAUUUUCACCUUGAUUGAAUUCAGGUAAUUUUGAUGAUAAUCUGCUAAUCACCUUAGCUUGAACUAUCUGCAUUGAAUUUGAGAUGACCAUAGAUUUCCAAACUCUUUUUGAUGUUUGUGAAGUAGGUCAAUGGAGAAAUAUACAUGUUAAAACUCUUGGCGAAUCAUCUUUCUUUUUUGCCAUUUUGCUUGAAUUGUUACUCUGUAAGAAGCAUUGUAACGGUAGCUUGAAAGAGACGAUUACUUGCAUUUCUGUGCGCUUCUGUUGUAUUAUAUGUUACUUAAAAAAUGUAUUGCAAUUAUAAAGUCUCUUGAAACUUCAGGUUAUAAAUAUAGGUGACUGAGCAUCAUCACCAGAAGCACCCCUUAUCUACAUUUACAACCUAUGAGAGAGAGGCGUAGAAGAGAUGUGAACCAAUUUAAAUAAUUCUACACUUUAAUUUUAAUCUUAUGGUUACUGAAUAUCUAGCCACAUUUUGUAGCCUUCAUAAAUUAUGGACCUGUAGUUCCAAAACAGCAGUCGUAGUUCUGAAUGAAGAAUGUUUAUAAAGGAUCUUUUAAUUUGAUUGUGGACGCGGGCUUUCCCAGGAUAUUGGUUCUUUAUUGAAUUCCACCACUGGUGAAGAAUUGCGCUAUCACCUGUUUGUCACAGUAAGAACUAGGUAUGCACCAAGAAGAUAUUAAAGUAACUGUGUGAGGGGUUAUUUUUCUCGUUAUCUGUCUUCUGUGGGGUGAUUAUACCUCACUAAAAUCACACGGUUGGAUCUCUCUCUCUCUCUCUCUCCCCCUAGCCUCCCACCCCCACCCUUAUUUGCCAGUUAGUAAGAUUUAUGCAUAUUCAAGCUUAUUCAAUCUUCCCCUCCAGUUUGAUAAAAAAAAUUGGUGAUGUAAUUUGCCUGCAAUGUGAAAACCGUUUGCAUUUAUGCUGGCAUUGACUAUGGUGAUAGAGAGUUUGGAUUAUACCCCGUUGUAUUGGUUCAUUGUCACCGAGAAUGGCUUUGAAACGUGUAUCAGGAGUUGCUGUAAUAUUGUUGUUCUCUGUUCAGUUAUGAAAGCACCUGUGACCUAAGCCCCGUUACCCAUUUCUUUUUGGCCACGGAUCCUCGGUUGGAUCAAUUUUAUGUUCUCAUUGAAAAUUAUAAUUCCAGAAGUCAUCACUGUGAUUCUAAGCUCAAAGUGGUUUGACCAUAUGGUAGGUCACAUCAGUGAACGUUCUGACUGGCCAUUUUAGGGUAGGAUGUUAUAGGACUUCUGACAGCCUUCUUGUGGCUUCUGAUGUUUUUCAAGCGUUGACUGUUAUUAUUUUAUUAGUUUAUAGACUAUCAUUAAUCUUGAAAUAAUUUCUCACGUGAUGAUGCGAAAACUACUGGAAAUGGAAAGUCAAUUGACUCAGGUGUAGGCGAAAAGAAAUAUACAGUGUGAAAAUCUUGCAUAGUGCUACUCAGGUUAAGUCAUAUACGGGUAUAAAUGUCAUGACAAACAGUGUUUUUCUUGGAACAGUUGAAACGUCCGUAUUGGACCAUUUCUCGAUUUGUGCGUGUCAUCCUUGCGCAGGGGCCAUGCUAAUCUUCUCUGUAUCGUUCCAAUUUUAUCGGAUGUCCCCGAAGGGACAACAUCCGUAUUGGGAAUCAGUUAAGUUAGUGAAAGGGUUGACCAGGUUCGCCAAGGGUUCUACUUUCCGGUAGCAAAAGAGAAUGGAAUACCCAGAUUAUUGUAAUGAAAGUUAGCUCUUGAACAUUAAUUUGUCAGCAUAUGUAUAUGCUCCAUUAUAAUGUAUAAAGAUUACAUUAAUCAUGUUUUCUCCACUACAUAUACACAGUAGGAAUCAGAUUUAGAGUGAAAGAUCAACUGGAUUCUUAAGGAUUCUUGUUGCUUGCAACACCCAGAUUAUGACUACUCUCUGAGUUGAACACGAAUAUUUUGUCUACAGAAAUAUGCUCCAUUGGAUCAUGAAUAUUUAUCUUUAUUAUACAUGUACGUAUAUGUAGGUCAGUCACUGUAACCUGUUGAUGAUGUUCCCGUCUCAGAUGCAGGCUGUUUGGAUACGAUUCAUCAAAGAAUAGAUCAUUUUGCCCUUUCAAACCAUGAAGAAAAUUUGCCUUAUUUUCUUUUAUGCUUUCCCAUGCAGGCCGUUGACUUCGGAGGCAUCCUUACCGAGAUGCUGAGGAGGUUAUCACAACAGCUGAACGAUCCCCCAUUCAACUUCAUGAUCCACACGUCUCCCCUCGGCCUGGCUGCCACCUCCUUGCCCUAUGCCCACUGGUUUCUGCAGAUCAUUCCUCAGUUGUCAGGUGUUGGAGGGUUUGAGCUCGGCAGCGGCUGCUACAUAAACCCCGUCUUCCCAGAAGACGCUGCGAAGCUCUUGAGGGAGGUGAAUCUCUCCACCUAG
Messenger RNA from Spirodela intermedia, 4207 nucleotides. NCBI's taxonomy places the organism in Eukaryota, Viridiplantae, Streptophyta, Magnoliopsida, Alismatales, Araceae. The record is from the annotation of a GenBank genome assembly.